This is a messenger RNA of Temnothorax curvispinosus, 420 nucleotides long. RefSeq names its product protein kinase C-like. The coding region runs from base 67 to 420 and encodes 117 amino acids. The record is from RefSeq and is a predicted model, not a curated record. The transcript has 2 exons. Lineage: Eukaryota; Metazoa; Arthropoda; Insecta; Hymenoptera; Formicidae.
AAUUGACAAUAAAAACUGUUGCAGGUCGAACUAGAACCUGCGGGAAGGUUACGACUGAAAAUAGCCAUGUGGAAUGCACCAAUGCGGCAACCAAGUUUCUAUGGAGAAUAUAGCGGCGGAGAACACAGCCGUGCUAAAGGCAAGAAGGACCGGCAUGAGUUUAAGGAGAAAAAACAGCCCUUGAACCGUCGGAGAGCGAUGCGACGAAGGAUUCACCAAAUCAAUGGACACAAAUUCAUGGCCACCUUUCUGAGACAACCGACGUUUUGUUCGCACUGUCGUGACUUUAUUUGGUACGUAUGCCAGUGCAAAAACAUAUCGCUUCUCAUCGCUUAUAAGAUCCUACGUACAAAAUACUCUUUGAUAGCCGCGAGUGCGUGCUAUCUCGAGAUUAUACUUGGAAAACGGGAGCAUGCCUGA